CAGCAACAAGGAUUACAUCCACAAGUUUCCUUUCACGAUUUUGUGCAUCGCACUGCAGAGUACACCUUCAUCUUCCCCUUCGUCCCUUCUUGGGGCUAUCAUCUACCUUGACCGCCUAUGCCUGCGCCACCCGAAUCUAAUCAUCACGGAAAAAAACAUAUUAAGGCUUUUCUUGACCUCCGUUCGCGUCGCAUCCAAGACCCUGGAAUUGCGUAGUAUUAACAACCGCCACUUCGCGGAAGUUUUUGGACUUGACACGAAAUCAUUGAACCUUUUGGAAGAAGCGUUUAUCAAGCGGCUGGUGUUUGAUUUUUUCUUAUCACCAGAGGAAUUUGGGGAUUAUGCCCGUUUGCUGCAGCCAUCCAAUUCCUACUAUUGCCGAAAUUUGUCUGCACAUCGUGGAUAUGCAUCAACAGGGGGGGUAACAGACGAGAAGGCGAUUCCGGAGUCAUCAACCACGCAAUAUUAUCAGGAUACUCCCAGCAACUACAGUAGCAACGCCCAAAACCCUCCUGCUACAAAUCCAUUGGGAACUGAUGGGCAGUCAAACAUUCAAAAACAUAUCAUAGUUGCCAGGGAGACUGGAGUAAAUGAGGUUGCCAAUGUUUCUCAGGGAGCGUCGUGCUCUAAAGGCAUUGGGCCCAUGGAGCACAGCAGCCGAGUGGAGGUGCCAUCCAAGAAACAGCUUAUCGGGAUAGGCGGCAGCGGCGCGUGUGGUCUUAAUUACCUUAGUGUCAGUGAAAACAGCAACAGUACCGUGCCGACGGCGGGAGGUGAUAGGGGUGAUGCAUCCAGAGUCGUUGCAGGAGGCAUUAGCCAGGCGGAACGCAAAGACAAAGUGGUGGUGUAG
Molecule: messenger RNA, 850 nt
Organism: Trypanosoma cruzi
Lineage: Eukaryota; Euglenozoa; Kinetoplastea; Trypanosomatida; Trypanosomatidae
Exons: 1
Biological process (GO): regulation of cyclin-dependent protein serine/threonine kinase activity
Molecular function (GO): protein kinase binding
Source: RefSeq, a predicted model, not a curated record